Molecule: messenger RNA, 1378 nt
Organism: Arachis stenosperma
Lineage: Eukaryota; Viridiplantae; Streptophyta; Magnoliopsida; Fabales; Fabaceae
Exons: 14
Coding region: 40-1005 (321 amino acids)
Source: RefSeq, a predicted model, not a curated record
GCAAAGAAAUUUUUGUUUUCUUUUUGGAUAAAAUAGGUGAUGGAACUUCUGAAGCUCUCAAAGUUCAAGCUCCAACUUCAAUCCCUAAUUUCCGAAGUUCGAUAUCUCAGGGACAGAGAACGCUCUGCCACGGAACAGCACCGCCAACAAAUCCAGAGGCAGAAGCAGAAUGAGGAAGAGUUGACUAUGAAGAUACAGGAAUUGCAGCAAGAGUUAGCUUCGGUCAAAGAAGAGUGCCAGAAACUGGAGAGACAGGUAAAUUACCUACAGAAUGAUAAUGCGAUGCUUGAAAGCAAGCACAAAGAGUUGAAGGGAACCCUAAAUAGCGUGCUACAGUCUAGGGAGAAUUUCGUGCAUGCUUAUGAGGAAUCUACUGCUCAAAUGAAACGUUCAAUUGAAACCAAAGACAGGAUGAUCAAUGUUCUUUCAGAGAAAAUAAACUCUCACUUGUUGUUAUUUGAUUCGGUAGAGAAGGAGGUGUUUUAUGUCAAGCAAAUUGUGGACAAAGUGCAGAAUCUUGUAAAUGAUAAAGAGGAAGUUGUGACUAGCCUGAGAAACAAAAUGGACCGGGUCUCUACAUUUGAAAAAGAAUUUGUAGAAAAUAUUACUGAUCUAAGAAAUAGACUGGAAAACAAUGAGGCUGAAUUACGAAGAAAGGAUAGAGUCAUCUCACAGCUAGAAGCAAAGCUGGAUGCGGCAAGACUUAGCAAUAAUGAUCGAGCUCAUAUAGAAGAAAUAAAGCAAACUUUAUCAGCAAAGGAUGUGGAGAUACAAAACUUAAUUUCAGAUAAAGAGGCAUUACAAUAUGAAGUUGGAAGUUUACAACACAUCCUACAGAGGAUUCAGGACACUAUAAUGAAUAUGAAUGAAGAGGACAAAAUGUUAUUCUCCUCAAUUUUGUCACAAAAAGAAGCAAGCACAACAGAUCUGAAGGCUACAAAUAAUAGGAUGGAAGAUAUUGUUCCGAGCAAGGAAGAGAAGGCUCAUGAACCUACUGAAUGCUGACUUAAAGGGCAGAGUUACCUAGGUGUAGCUCAAAAGCCGAAAAAAAAGGUGUUUGAAGAGCAUCAAUUUGCUGAAGGUUUGAUCAGAUCCUCCUAUGACAGCUUACAGCUGAUAAUCAAUAGAGGUGAAGGAGGCAGCAUUAUGAAAAUGCACGGAUAAUGCCCUGUCGAAGCAUGGUUUUGGUGCCACAAUUUUUCUUUUUGCCUCUCAUUGCUCAUUCAUCAUUGACAAUGCCACAAAUUCCCUUUUAAUCCUGUAUGCUGUAUUGGAUGGUCAUUUGAUAAUGUAAUGUCUGGUUCCUUUUUAUUAUUAUUAUUAUUACUAUUUUUUUGGGUGGGGGCUGUCAUAUUUAUAUACAAUUACAAACUCCAAU